AUGGUGCUAGACAGCCCGCCAGUGGAAAUGGACGUGCAGGGCUUCAGUAGUCAGCAGCAGGAGAUCCGCCCGGUUCUGAGGACUAAAUUCCCGGAAACCUGGGUCAACGAGGGCAUCAUCAGCACGAGCGGGGAAACUAUCUACGAGGCUACUGCUCCGGAUACGAUCACCUCUUGGGUUGCGUCGGCUUUUGCCGUCAACGACGUCUCGGGGUUGGGGAUUGCACCGGAAACGGCUAAGCUCCGCGUCUUCCGCCCGUUCUUCAUCCGCCUGAACCUGCCCUACUCGGUGAAACGGGGCGAAAAGUUCGCGCUCCAAAUCCUGGUGUUCAACUACAUGGAAAACGAGCAGGACGUGACGGUGACGCUGAAGAACGACAACGACGAGUUCGUGUUCCUCAACAAGGACGGCAGCGUCAAUACGGAGAAGUCCACCUCCGCCAACACGCGACUUGUCUCCGUCGCUGGCGGCGGCUCCUCCAAGGCCGUCUACUUCCCGAUCGAGCCGCGCAAGAUCGGCGACCUGAAGCUGCACGUCGUCGCGACGGGCAGUAACGCUGGAGAUGCGGUCGAAAUGCCGUUGAAGGUGGAACCGGAGGGCUACCGGGUCAACCGGAACGAGCCGGUUGUCUUCGACCUGAGCAGCCAGCCCAGCCAGGAGAAGACCAUCCCCCUGAAGUUCCCCGCCGAUGCCGUGGAGGGCAGCCAGAAGGCGCGAGUGGAUAUUAUUGGCGACGUCAUGGGACCAAUGCUGUCCAACCUCGAGAAACUCGUCCAGAUGCCGUCGGGAUGUGGGGAGCAGAACAUGCUCAACUUCGUGCCGAACAUCGUCGUCAUGAAGUACCUGAAGGGGUCCAAUAAGAACGAGCCGACGAUGGAGGGCAAGGCGUUGAAGUAUAUGGAGACUGGAUACCAGAGGGAGCUGAACUAUCGCCGCUCCGACAACUCCUACUCGGCCUUCGGCAACACCGACGAGCACGGCUCGACUUGGCUGACCGCCUUCGUCGUCCGCUCCUUCGCCCAGGCCAAGGAGUACAUCUUCAUCGACAAGCAGGUCAUCGCCAGCAGCGUCGCCUACCUGAAUGGCGUACAGACGGAGAGCGGAACGUUCAACGACCACGGCAAGGUGCUGCACAAGGACAUGAUGGGUGGAAGCCUGUCUGGCGGAGUCGCACUCACCGCCUACGUCGCCUUAUCCCUUCUGGAGAAUGGGGACCGAAACCAGAAGGCCAUCGAAUACCUCGAGACUUCUCUUCCAAACAUCGAAAGCGACGUGUACGCAUUGGCGGUGACGUCGUACGCGCUGAAGUUGGCCGGCUCGCCAAAGGCCGCAGCCGCUUUUGCCGCCCUGGAUAAGCUGAAGGUCGAGGGAACCGAUGGAACUGUGCAUUGGGAGGCUCGCCCGACCAAUCCUGGAGAAAAAUCUGACUUCUACCAGCCGCCGCCGGUAGAUGUUGAAGUGACGUCGUACGCCUUGCUGACGGUGAUGCUGGAUGGAGAUACGAGCAAGGGUCUCCCCAUCGUCCGCUGGCUGAUCUCGAAGCGCAACGAGCUGGGCGGGUAUUCCAGCACUCAAGAUACCGUCGUCGCCCUCCAAGCAAUGGGCGCCUAUGCCGCAAAGGCCAGCUCCGACCUGUCGAGCGUCAACGUGAAGAUCAUCAGCGGAGCCGACAACCACGCGUUCAACGUGUCGGCGGCGAACAGCAUCGUGCUGCAGAGCUACGAGCUGAGCGAGCUGGACAAGGAGAUCACGCUCCAGGCGACUGGAAAUGGCAUGGCUUUUGCUCAGGUGGCAUAUUGGUACAACCGCAACGCGCAACGCGACAACACCCCCUUCUACUGCACCAAGGACCUGAAGGAGAUCCACGGUGGAAAUAGGAUGCAGUUGGAGCUGUGCUGCAACUACACCAAGACCGGCAAGUCGAACAUGGCCCUGGCGGAAGUGCAAGCACUAACCGGCUACAAAUUCGACGAGGAGGAGGCGAAUCUCCUGACAAACAUCAAAGACCUGCAGCGCGUCGAGCUCGACAAGGACGACACCCAAGUCAACAUCUAUUUUGAUGCGCUGGACGCCGACCCGAUCUGCUUGAGCCUGUAUUCGGAUAUGGUGUACCACGUGUCGGACCAGAAGCCUGCCCAGCUCGCCCUUUAUGAUUAUUAUGAUCCGGCUGAGCAGCUCAAAACCUCGUACUCCCCGGUGCAGAAGCGUUCCCUACAAGACAGCUGCCCUGACUGCUGGCCGGCCGCCGACUCCGCGUCUGCUCUAAGAGCACGCCGU
Messenger RNA from Mesorhabditis spiculigera, 2277 nucleotides. NCBI's taxonomy places the organism in Eukaryota, Metazoa, Nematoda, Chromadorea, Rhabditida, Rhabditidae. The record is from the annotation of a GenBank genome assembly.